GUAAAGUUCUUUGUGAAACCUGUAAAAAGAAAUGUGUUGGAAGCGUUUUAAAAGUCCAAAACGAGUAUUUUCACGUGGAAUGCUUCAAGUGUGUGGUGUGUUCAUCAUCGUUAGCUCACGGAGGAUUCUUUUUCAAAGAAGGAUCAUAUUAUUGCACUGCAGAUUAUCAAAGAAUGUUUGGAACAAAAUGUGCUGCUUGCAAUAAUUUUGUAGAAGUAGAAGUUGUUACGGCGUUAGGAAGCACAUACCAUCAAAAAUUCUUUAUUUGUGCCAGAUGCCAUCAGCCAUUUCCACCUGGAGAAAAAGUUACGUUUACUGGUAAAGAACGUAUUUGCAUUAGAUGUAUACAAAUUCCUGUUAUUACUUCUCAGGCGGUAGAAUCCCCUAUAAAUACCAUACGAA
Messenger RNA from Stegodyphus dumicola, 402 nucleotides. RefSeq names its product actin-binding LIM protein 2-like. NCBI's taxonomy places the organism in Eukaryota, Metazoa, Arthropoda, Arachnida, Araneae, Eresidae. The record is from RefSeq and is a predicted model, not a curated record.